ACAGAGAGUCUGUGAUGAAUUUAUUGAGAGACUGAAAGAAGAGAGAGAGAGAAUGGAAAAAGAGAAAGAAGAUCUUCAAUCUAAACAUGAAGAGGAAGAAAAAAAAUUCAGAGAGAGAGAAGAAAAGGAGAGUAAAAUGCUUGAGCAGAUGAAACAGGAACGACUGCAGAGGGAAAAACAAACACAAGAUUUAACACAGAAAAGAGAAGAAAAGAAAAAAGAAAAACAGAAAUCUGAACAUCACAAGAAACAAAGUCCAGUUCCUGAUCACACAAAUAUGAGAGAUCUGAGGAUUGUUCUGCUGGGGAAGAGUGUGUCAGAAAACAGUCGAGUGGGAAACUUCAUCUUGGGGAAAGAUGUGUUUGACAGUGAAGUUCUACCGUUCCAGCCGUGCAGUCAGAGAGUUGGAGGAAGACUGAAGGACAGACGUGUGAUGGUCAUCAACAGUCCUCAGCUGCUCCACACACACAUCUCAGUUCAUCAGAUCACACAGACCGUGAGAGAGUGUGUGUCUCUGUCUAAUCCAGGACCUCAUGCCUUCAUACUCGUACUGCAGUAUAAAGACUUCACUGAGGAGGACAUGAGAAGAGUCAAACGAGUGCUGGAGAAAUUCAGUGAAGAGGCCAUUAAACACACUAUAGUGAUCACGACUGAUAAAACGUCAUGCAUGUCAUGGAGUCCUUUUUUUAAGAAUAAAUUGCUUUCUGAGUUAAUAAAGCAGUGCAGAGGAAGACAUCUGCAGAUUGAUAAAAGAAACCCAGAAUGGCGAUCAGAGAUUUUCAAGAGUGUUGAUAAGAUACUCGAGGAGAACCAGGAAGACUAUCUCACAUGUGAGUUAUUUCAUGAUGUUAUAAGACCACCAGUAGAUGAAGAGCUGAGCAGAUCUGAGGAAGAAAAUGAGGAGCAUUAUCAAGAAGAUAAGAAAGAAAGACAGAAAGAGAGAAGUGAUGAAGUGUCAGAAAAUGUCUUUGGAAAACAGAAGCUGAACCUGGUGCUGUGUGGAAGCAAGGGAUCACUUACAGUCUCUGUGUCCAAACUUUUACGAGGGAAAACAUGCGAUCCUUCAAAUCAGAAGGCGAACAGUGAAGAGUGUGUGAAGAGAGAGGAGAGGAUACAUGAUCGUGUGAUCAGUCUGGUGGAGCUUCCAGCUGUCAAUCAUCUCUCAGAAGAAGAAGUGAUGCGUCAGACUCUCCGCUGUGUGUCUCUCUGUGAUCCUGGAGUUCAUGCUUUCCUCCUCAUUAUUCCUGUUGGUCCACUGACUGAUGGAGACAAAGCAGAAAUAGAGAAGAUCCAGAAGAUAUUUGACUCCAGACAGCACUUUAUGGCGCUCUUCAUCUCAGAUAUCAGUGUUGAAGAUCCAGUGACAGAGUUUGUCAAAUCCAGCACAGAUUCUCGGAGGUUAAUCAGUCGUUGUGGAGGUCAGUACAGAGUGAUGGAGUUAAAGGAGUCUGAAAACUCAAGACAGAUCCCAGAACUGCUGGAUUAUAUAGAGAAGAUGAAGACUGAACCAUAUUCACUUCAGAUGUAUGUGAAAGCUCAAGAGAAGAGAGUCAAGCAUGAAACUGUGGAGAAAUAUAUAGAAGAAAUGAAGAGACUGGAGAAUGAAUUAAAAGAGUUACAAGAGAGGAUUCAAUCAGACGGAGCUGAAGGUCAAUCAGAUGAUCAGGAGAGUCUGAGGAUUGUGCUGAUCGGGAGGACAGGAAGUGGAAAGAGUGCAACAGGAAACACUAUUCUGGGAAGAAAGGAGUUUCACAGCCAAAUGAGCUCAGAUUCAGUGACGACUGUGUGUGAGAAGAGAGUUGGUGAAGUUGAUGGUCGAUCAGUCGCUGUUGUUGAUACUCCAGGACUCUUUGACACGACACUGACAAAUGAUCAUGUGGUGGAAGAAAUAGUUAAAUGUGUUUCACUGUCGUCACCUGGACCUCAUGUGUUCAUCAUUGUGUUGAGUCUGGGAAGAUUCACCAAAGAAGAAGCAGAAACUGUAGAUCUGAUAAAGAAGAUCUUUGGUCAUAAAUCUGCUCAGUUCAGCAUCGUCCUGUUCACUAGAGGAGACGAUCUUGAGAAUGAGUCCAUAGAAGAUUAUUUGAAGAGAAGUAAUUGGGCAGAACUAAAGAAACUGAUCAGAGAUUGUGGAAACAGAUUCCUGGCUUUCAAUAACAGAGAAAAACAAGACAGAACUCAAGUAGCUCGACUGUUGAACAUGAUAGAAGAAGUGAAAAACACCAAUGAGGGUCGAUACUUCACUAACAGCAUGUUUGAGGAGGCAGAGAUGUCCAUUAAAAAGAGGAUGGAGCAAAUAAUGAAAGAGAGAGAAAAGCAGAAUCAGAGAGAAGAAUUACAAGCUAAAUAUGAGAUGGACAUGACAAUCACAAUGAAGAGACUCGAGGAAGAGAAACAAAGAACAGAUGAGGAGAGAAAGAAAAUGGAGAAUCAAAUCAGAGAAAAAGAGGAAAAACUGAGAAGAGAGUUUGAAGAGAAAGAGAAAACAGAACAGAAGAAACGAGAGAUUGAAAACCAGAAACGAUCAGAAGAGGAAAAACAGAGAAAAGCUGAAUAUAAUCAAAAAAUAGAAGAGAUGAAGAGAGAGAUUGAAAAUCAGAGAUUACAGUAUGAAAAACAGCAAAAAGAAAGAGAAGAAGAAGACAGAAAGAGAGAAGAGAAAUACAGACAAGAUCAAGAAAAGAUGAAACAUGAACAAGAACGAAUUACAGCAGAAUUACAGAAAAAGCAAGAAGACGAAACUAAAAAGAGAGAUUUGGAGGAAAAAAGGAGGAGGAAAGAAGAAGAGGAAGAGAGACAGAGAUGGGAAAGAAAAAUAAAAGAGGCUGAAAAUGACAGAAAAGAUAUUCAAGAGGAAAUUAAACGACAGCAGAGAGAAUGGGAGGAUAAAAAUAAACGCCAGAUGAGAGAACGAGAGGAAGAAGAAAGAAAGAGAAGAGAGAAACACGAAGAACAACUGAGAGAAAAACAAGAAGAACUGGAGAAAAUGAGAAAGAGAUUUGAGAGAGAGAGAGAAGAAGAAAGACAGAAGAUAGAGGAGGAGAGAGAGAAACAGAGAAGAGAAAGAGAAGAAAAAGAGAGAGAAUAUGAGGAAAAUUAAACUAAAAUGGAAAGACAUUAUGAACAACUGGAACGAGAGAGAAAGGAGGAGUGGGAGAAAAGAAAACGAGAAGAUGAUGAGAGACGAGAAGAAGAGAAAAAGAGAU
Molecule: messenger RNA, 3206 nt
Organism: Pimephales promelas (fathead minnow)
Lineage: Eukaryota; Metazoa; Chordata; Actinopteri; Cypriniformes; Leuciscidae
Source: RefSeq, a predicted model, not a curated record